Messenger RNA from Xylona heveae TC161, 2199 nucleotides. RefSeq lists its product as hypothetical. NCBI's taxonomy places the organism in Eukaryota, Fungi, Ascomycota, Xylonomycetes, Xylonales, Xylonaceae. Gene Ontology annotation, cellular component: nucleus. The record is from RefSeq and is a predicted model, not a curated record. The transcript has 2 exons. Bases 25 to 1815 code for a protein of 596 amino acids. Gene Ontology annotation, biological process: mRNA splicing, via spliceosome.
CGGCUUCAAGUAUUUUCGCCUACAAUGGAUAAUCAACAGUUCCGCAGGCUCGUGCUCAAGAACCCGAGCACGCAGCAACAAAAAGAUGGCGGCAAAACACCCGUAGCGGCCACUCCGCGCUCCGCAACUCUCGGGUCUCGAAUGCGCUCGAGCAUUCCUAUGACUCCCCGCUCCGUAGGGGGCUCUACUGGCGUCGACUUUGCGCGCCAACUCGCCGAGCGGAACCGGGAAAGCCAGCCUCUAAAGAAAUUCAAAUCGUCUGCCGCGCCUAAAGGCACAAAACUUCCAACUGGAUACCGCGACCGGACACUCGACCGCGAGGCGUCAGAGAGAAAUGAUGUAGAAGACAAGGCUGCGCGGAUUCAGGCGCUCGAGGAAUCGAUGAAACUCGGACAAAUCGACCAGGACACUUUCGAACGUCUCCGGGAUAAGCUUGUAGGCGGCGACAUUCAAUCCACACAUUUAAUCAAAGGACUCGACUUUAAGCUUCUUGAGCGGAUACGUCGUGGUGAAGACGUGUUGAACGACAAGCGUACAGCCGAAGAGCGCGCCGAAGCCGAGCGGCAGGAGAAGGAGCAAGAAGCCGCAAACCUCGAAGAUGAAUUCGAAAAGUUCGAAGAGCAAGAGGUUGCGCCUGUGAUUAAACAAAAGACAGAGAAAAAGGGCGAAAUGGCGCCACCGCCACCCCCCGGUGGCCCAACCGUUGCAGGAAGAAAGCGCACACGAGAUCAAAUCCUGGCCGAGCUCAAAGCAGCGAGGCAGGCUGCAAAGGAACAAGCUGCACAGCCGUCUUUGGGCCCCAAAUUUCGUAAAGUCGGCGAGCAGCGAAACCAGCCAAACACGUCGCGAAUCGAGCGCGACGAAAAGGGCAGAGAAGUACUUAUUACAGUCGACGAGGACGGAAAUGUGAAACGGAAAGUCAGACGUGUCAAGGAAGACGAUUCGCGCAAUAGGCACUUUUCCAAAGCUGCACGCGACGAUGAAGCGCAAUACAAUAGUAAUGGUCUUUUAAUGCCAGAUAAAGACGCGCAACCACUUGGCAUGGACGUCUCGCAUAUACCCGGCGCUGUACCUACGACUGGAGAAGACGAUGACGAUGACGGAGAUAUUUUUGAAGACGCAGGUGUAGACUACGAUCCUCUUGCGGAUCUCGGAGACGAAGACUCAUCCUCGUCGGAAGAAGAAGGAGAAGAGACUACUGCAAAAGAACAGGAACGCAAACCUACAUUAUCUCCUUCUUCGUCGCCUAGCGAACAAGAACCUUCCAAAUCACCAGAUAUAUCAUCCAAGGCUCCUACAAACGAACAGCCCGCAACAAAGAAAAUCGAUUACUUUGCCAGCUCAUCCUCCAAACCCACUGCCUCCACAGAUGGACACGACGAGGAGUCACAGUCUAGAAAUCCCCUCAAAGAUCCUGCUAUCCUCGCGGCUCUCAAAAAGGCUUCGUCUAUUGCACCUAUUGGAGGCUACGAUGACGACGAAGAAGGCCAAGACGCCGAAACCAGAGCCAAAGAAAGAGAGGCCGCCCGCCGCCGACAGCGACUGCUUGAACAAGCUGCCCAUGAUCGUGACGCAGAGGACAUGGAUCUCGGGUUCGGCAGCAGCCGCAUGGAUGAUGAAGAAGACAUGGAUGAGUCUAAAGUCAAAUUAUCCGCUUGGACUGGACUUGGCGGCGGAGACGACGAGGAUGACGGUGAUGGAGCCGGUGCAAGAGGCGGGAAGCAAAAACGCAAGCGCGGCCCAAAGAAGAAGAAGGGGGAUGUAAACAAUGCCGCGGAUGUGAUGAAAGUCCUGGAGCGAAGAAAAGGCAAUUAGUGAAUAUAUAUGAUCGCGCUUGAUCCAGGUCCAGGUCCCUGGCUGUUUUUGAUGAUUACUGCCCACCUAGAAAUUAUCUAUAACCAUGUCACUUCUGCAUAUAUCCAAUGGGAAUUGGUAUUCAUAGAACGGGUAAAUCGGGAUAUGGGCGUCUGGAUUUGGCGGACAGAAUGAUUAUCUCUACCCCUUUGUUUAAUUUCUAUAUGUUUAGGAAAUACAGGUCUAUUCAUAGCGGGGAAGAUAUUGAUAUCAAGAUUAACUAAAACCGAAAUGAAGAUUUCAGUGAAGGGGUAAAGGGCUUUUUAAAAUAUUUCUAAUAAUCAUUCAGCCAGUCGAUAAAGUGGCUGUUAGUUGAACUGACAUGUUGGUUGCGUUGUGAACGGG